AUGGGAAACGAACCAACAUCAUCCCGUUUACCUAUGCCAGGACUAUCACGUAUACCUCUGCCCGGUCUAAUACGUCCUCCAACAGCAAUUUCUUUGCCUAGAACUUCACAGCUACGACCACCAGCAACAUUUGCCAAAAUUCGACCAAUUUCGUAUGCCGGCUUAAGGCCGCCUAUCCAACAGGCGCUCACAAUUAAGAAAAGCAGUUCGGGUGAUCGCAUAAACACGUUGAAUAGUACGGUGAAUAUGGUGAGUAAAAAGACAACAACGGUUUUCAAAAAAUUCUUUGUUAAAAAUGAACAAACACCGACAAAAAAAGAUAUAACAGGCACUACGAAAUUGCAAAAUAUAACAGCUGUAGUUGAUAGUUGCCGACCAACACUCACUAGGUCGGAAACGUUUGUGUGUACAGAUAGUCCUGAAGAUUUAAUGGCUACACCAAUGCCGGUCACUGGUGGACAAAAGAGAGGAGCUUUAUGUGAAAGUACUCCGCUAUUAAGUGCAAACGUCAAACAAGGCCUAUACAUCACGCAAAGUUUGGAUUCAACAUUUAUACCCUAUUGUGAGGUGGGCUCUACACCAAUGCAACGAAAACAUACUUUGGAAAAUACUCGUUUGUCGAAUAUAGGUUUUGGCAAUAACGUGGACAUGGAAUCACCUAAGAAUAAAAUGCAAAUUACUAAUGCGGGCUUUGGUAAUACCAUAGAUAUAGAUACACCGAAAAACAUAACUCAGAACAUAGACCAGACCAAGUGCCAAGAGCCAAUUAAUGAUUGUACACAAAUUCUAGACAAGCUGAUCAAAAAUGAAACAUUCAAUAAAACUCACUCCAUUAAAGAACUGGAUAGACCAGAUGCUACUCAUAAUCUUAAUACCACUGAUGUUAUGGGACGGACACUUUGUGUAAUAUCUCCCCAACCUGUCAAGGUAAAUGAAAAUAUUACUAGGACUUUGGAUAGUACCCAGCUGUUGGACAAGCUCACAAAUGUGAACUUGACUCAAACAAUUGAUAGUGCCGCCAACACCAAGUUAAUUGACUACACUGAUAUCCUUUCGCCGGCCACCAAUGCCACAUAUUCUAAUCCCGGUUCCAGUGAAAAUCUUCUAAUGAUCGAUGAUGUUUCUAUACCGUCGGGAUUUGAAGAAGAUGUUGCCAUGGAUGUGCAAAAACAAUUAGGGAAAUUCAAUCAUCAACAAUUUUUGGAAAUAACCACCGAAAAUCUUGAUGAUACUUUAACGGCGCUGGCGCCCAAUAAAGCAAAUAUGAAACUGCCUUUGAACUCGACCAUGAAUACCGAACGUCUCUUGGAUCUAUCGGAACAUAUGACAACACCGGCCAAACACAUGCAAUUGCUCAAUUUGACUAAAGAUUAUAUGGAUACGCCCAAUAUAAAGAACACCAGCCAACUGCUUUACAUGACACAAAUUUCCACAUCUUGCACUACAACACCAGAACGCAAUGCUUGCAAGAAGUUAAAUAAUCCCAUGUACCAAUUAACACCGAUACCGGUUCAAGUUCAGUCACCCAUGUUACUAAAAGGGGCUCAAAGUGAUUUGGUGUUACCCAUACGUACUCCGGAAGAAGACGGCCAACAAGAACCCAUGGACAUAGACACGACGUUAAUAUCGUCGGGAGGAAGAACGGAAGCUUUUUAUCAACAGGCCCAAAUAUCUCAAACCACAUCAUCUUUACAAGACGUUAAUAAUCCGAACAGGAAGAGUCGUUUUUCAUUUGGUUUGGAUCUAACUGAAUCCACUUUGGAUUGUUCCAUAGAGUUGGUUGAUGUUUCCUUGUCAUCGACUGUGCUAUCUCAAGCUAUUAACUGCAGCCAAAACAGCACUCAAAAUAUAACUCAAUCCAGCUCUACCCAACAAAUGCAACAGCAGUAUUUGAAGAAACAAAACUCAUUCGAUAUGGAUGAAAGCUUGGGCAUUUUGACGCCCGAUCAAAUGAAAGAAUUUCUUGACUCUACAGCUACAAACAAUACCAACAAUCUGGACUUACCACUUUUGCUCAAUAAUUCAAAUAAUGUCAACAAUUUGAGUCAUAAUUUUGCCCUACAACAAAUGCGCAUAGACCAAACCCCCUCUCCCGAAGAGUUGCCCUUAGAUCCGGUUGAAGUUAAGACCGAUAUUAAUGACAUGGUCUUGCAACACCAGCAGUUGCAAUUGCAACAGCAGCAGCAGAAUUUGCAGGGUCAGGUAACAUUUUCCAACGAAGAUCAGCAGCAGCAAUGUUUAGAAUCAUUGUCAUUGCAUACUGACACUGAGCCCAGUAAAACGGAGACUAUUAACAAGUCCAUAUCAUCCAGUGUUUCGAAAAUUUCUACUAGUUUUAUAACCAGUGUUACUAGUGUCACAAGCCUAGAUACUGGUUAUCAAGGUGAUGGAGAAAUGUCGAGGCCUGCCUCUAGAGGACCAUGUGAUCACUCACCCUCGAAUGGCCCUAUACGCAAAGGAGUAUCACGACAGCCCAGUUUCAACCAGCAACAACCAGGUGGAGGUCAUUUACCGCCUGUCAGACGACAAGAUCCCAUGACAGAUUCCGAUUUCUUUACCGAAUCCGAUGCUGAUGAUGUAUUUCACCGCGGCGAUCGUAGAGCCCAAGUUAUCGAUGGCCAACUGUAUGGCCCCAUGCUACAACCAGCCGCCUCGGUAUUCAUCUCAGAAGAUCCCCAAAUGGAAGAUUCCUGCAUGGAGUCUUCUGGCAUUUUCACAGAUGUAGAAAACCGUGGCGAUGAGGAUUUAGCCCAAAUGCGCAGACAAGACACUCAUGAAACAACCACUGAUCUGUCACCCGAUAAUGAUUUAGAUGGAGAUGAUUCCACAGAAACAGUAAGAUCUAAUCGCGGAAGUACAACCAAACGUUUUCAAACUCUUUCACAGUGCAGUGAAAAGUCUACAACAACCACGGGUGGUGUUAUGUCAACAACACACACUUCCACUGCUGUUCACGGUCAAGGUCAUUUAAGUAGUAGCCAAACAUCAUCCACAAUACAGAGUAGCAUGAGUACUGAUCGCCUCUCAGCUGAUACACUCUCCAAUCGUACAUCAUACUGUAGUGUAGACGGUAGCAACGUCAAUAUCAAUGGUAUUGGUGUGGAUUUUAAGAGUUUCUGUUCUCUUGAUGAAGCUUUCGAUGGGGAGCACAACAAUAAUAACAACAACGACGAUCAUGAUCACGACGUAGACGGCACAUACAGGCCGGUUAAACUAACAAAAAGCUCAACGACUUCGACAACUUCGUGGUGUGAGCAACCAAUGCAGAAACAUUUAAUGGCAGUACAAAAACAAACUUCGCCGCGUAAACACUCAUCGUUAACGUCGCUAACAACAGAAAACGGCGUGCAUAAUAAAACACCAACAACACCAACAAUAAAACAAAAUAACACAACAACAUCGUCUCCGUUUAUAACACAAAAUCAAAUACUAAAAUCUCGCAAACAUUCCGAUCAAGACUCCUUACGUUCCGAAACGGUUUCGGUAUCCGGUACGGGUUCGAAAUCUUCCCUUAACGAAAGUGUUAAAUUAUCCAAAACACCCACUUCAACAAGCGGUAAACACUCGCCCCGCUACAAAUCAAAUACACCGAAAAGUGCCAAAUUGCGUUCGUCGCCGAACCUAACAGCAGGUUCCAACAAAAAUAAUUCACCUCCGGUAGUGCGUAAAUAUCAUCAUUCACCCAACAAAUGGGAUGCCGUUAUGAAUCAAAUUGCUAGUAAUAAAUCAGUGAUAAGAAAAAAUUAUAAUGAUGUAAAAUCAAAAGUGUCCACUCGCAUAACAACGACCACUGGUGCGUUUAGUGGCACUAGUACGGGUGGCGGAGGAGCUUCAGGCUCCUCGGCUAGUGUUUCUCCCACACAACGUAGAUCACCUAUAAAUAAUUUAAGCAGCAUAAAUCGUAAUAUAAAUCCUAGUGUUAGUAAAGUGUCCAAAACAACUAAAUCACCAGAGACAACAGCAUUAGCAUCAUCGUCUCCGCAUGCAAAAACUUUGGAUAAUUCACCGACAAAACGUCUAUUACAAAAUGCCCACAUUAAUCGUGGUCGUUCCUACAGCAAAGACAGCCAAAAAAGUUCACAAAGUGAUUUGAGUUUGACAAGUGUCAGUGGUGGUGGAGGUACCGGAUCACCCAAAUUAUUGGCUAAAACUCCUAUGAGAGCAGCCAAAAAGCGUGAUGUACGUAAUUUGAGUAUAUCACCCACAGAUUUGGGACCACCACCCAAAACACAACAAACAGCAAAUGGUUCUUCAACACGACCAAAACCAGCGAUUAUAUCAUUGACACAAAAACGUUUUACUUCUAAUGUCCAAAGUACUUCUUCAACAUCACCUUCAACAACAUCCACAACAGCCAGCACACCCACUGGUGGUAGCACAACCAGCAUUAAAGGUUCACCACCACCGAAAAAGUUUAAUCUUCAUACCAAACGUUUAGAUGUCAAAACGACACCGGGAAAAACCCCACUUAAAGAUCAUAAUCGCAUAUUGAAUCCAACGAUUACAACACCAACAGGCAACAAUAAAGCGAUUGGCAAACCGGAAACAUCAUCAUCAACAACAUCCGAGCACCAGGAGAACGGUGGCGGCAGUGUUGUUGUGGGCAUUAAUAAUAACAAUAAUUUACAUGAAAAGUCUACGGCAGCAAGUACCAGGACAAAUUCUAGAACAUCUUCACCGACAAUACUAACAAAUGCAACAAAUACAACAAUAAUAAAUAAUAAGAAAACACCCGCCUCGCCAGCUGUUACAACAGCAUCCAAUACAAAUGAAAAGAAACUUCAAUCAAAACUUCAAAAUUCCUCAACAAAAUCCUCCAUCACACCAUCAGGUCGCAAAUUGCUAUUGCAAAAACAACAUCAACAAUUGUCGGAGGAUACAGUCACCAAUAAUUCAUCGUUAGAAUUAAGUGAUGAAUUACAACAAUUGAAAUGCCUAAAUCGUCAUUCGUACAAUGGGUCGUUGAACUAUCAGACAUUUGAGCAGCAACAACAGCAGCUCCAAGAAUUACAAAAACAAACGGAACAUCAGACAAAAAGUACAGAAGCAUUAGGAGUGCUAUUACAAUACUUAGUCUAUGAUCUGGAUGCAUUUCUAUGCCCUUCAUUGAAAUCGGAAAGUUUAAAAACUAAAGAGAAAUUAAAGAAAACCUUACUUUUACUUGAUGAAGCCAAAAAUGUUUGCUCCGAAUUGCAGGACCAGUUGGGUGACAAAGAUGUCUACUAUACACAAAGAGAAAAUGAACUCCAGGGUUUGCAUCGCUGUGAAUUGGAAAAAGCUCAAUCGAAUCUUGUGCAAUUCCAAACCAUGGCCAAACAAGAAAUUUCUUCGCUGGAAACACAAUUACAAAAUUCCGAGAGAGAAAAUAAACGUCUUUUGGAAUCAUACCGCCUUGAAAUGGAACAUAAAUUGUCACAAAAACAACAGCAAUUAGAUACUGCCGAAGAUCGUGCAAAAUCGUUGAGUGGACGUUUACAAGCUUUAGAAGUUUCUGAACAACAAUUAAGGGUACAACUUACCCAAACAGAAUCGUCAUAUGCCGGCCGUUUACAAGCUGCUGCCGAACGAGAACAUGAAAUAACCGAACGCCUUAAGCAACUUACCAAAGAAUUAGAUAAACUAAAAGCUUUGAAAGAUAACAAUGAAAGAGAGUUGAAGGAAAAACUGAAUCUCUCUAACGAUGAAGUGGCCGUUUUAAGAACUUCUCGUAGAAGUCUUAAUGAAAGUGGCGUCAGCUCGCCACGUAAUACUUCAUCGUUAUCAUCAUCUGCCCAUAUGGAGUUGAGCCGCUUGCAAAGUGAGGCAGAGAGUCUAAGAUGUGUUUUGGAGUUGAAACAGAAAGAAAUCUCCAAAUUGACCAAACAAAAUGAAGAACUAUUGAGGGAUGCUGAUGAAAAAUUGGCAUUACAAGCUAAAAUCUCUUUGUUGGAAUCGAAAAAUGAAAUGUUACAUUCGGAAUUGGAAAUUAAGUCGGAUAAGGAAAAAGAAUACCUAAGACAGAUUGACGAAGUCCAAAAGGCCUUCAGUCAUGAAACCGUCAAACGUACUCGUCUCUCAUACGACAACGAAGCCUUGCAAUGGCAAUUGAAACAACGUUCUGAACAAUUACACAUAGUAGAAACCAAAUUACAAGAACUCUCGGCUCAUGACAUCUCCACCACCUCAGUAGCCAAUCGUUCCUCACAAAAUGGUGCAUCGUUAACCUCUUCCAUACACAUGGAGGAUAUUUCACCACCCACUUCCCCGGUUAUCAAGGGUGUCAUUGAGAAAACCGAUUCGGUGUCUUGGGUACUUGAAAUGGAUGAUGAGACUCCUGAAGCGGCUGCUUCUAAAAUGGUCAAACGUGCCGGAUCAUUUAGAUCUGUGGAACGCAGUCCUUCGACCAGGCGACAAUUGUCGGUCAGUGCUAGCGCGGCCUGUGGUGGCCACAUGGCAAAUUGUAAUUCUAGUUUGAUGGAGGUGACUGGUCCCAAUCCCCUAUCCCAGUCAAUGUCGGCCACAUCAGUGAUAAGAGAACAUUCCAAAGUUGAAUCAAAUGAAUUUAACAACCGCUCCCAUCCCCGUACACGCUCAAAGUCUGUAAGCAUAAAGGGCUGUGACGGCUCUCAACCACAGGCAAAAUCAUCUAAAAAAGUCUCCAGACAAUUAUCAGGCGGUUCUAGUUCGAGAAAGAGUGAACUCUCUGCUAACUGGAAAGAACCUGUGUUAACUAGUUCUCCCUAUGCUAUGAGACCCAGAUCUUCGACUCUCAAAAUUGAUAGCGAAUCGGAGGAAAUUUUAUUUAGACGCAGUUCGGCCAGCAAGUUAAUCACUUGCGACACUUCUGCUUUAAAUAAAGGUGAACGUUUAGAGAUGCGUUCCUUGCCUUCCCAUCCCUCAGUACAAGAUUUGAAGGUAAUCAAAAAAUGCCAUGAAAUUCAAGAAUCUGCCGGAGAGGCAAUGGUUUCGGGCACAAAUUCAGAAGAUGAAAGCUGUUCAGCCUCCUCAGAUGAUGUGGUCAGCACUGCGUCCUCGUCGGCGGCUUCAGAUUCAACAACUUCAUCAAACCAGUUGAAAAACUCACGCAUGUCUUUUGAGGAAGUGUUGCUUAUAGAGAAAAUCAAUAGCUUAUCCGGCACCCCCAUGGAGGUCAGCUGGUCCGAGGAUGCUGAUGGUCUAGCCAAUAGCUCCACACUAUGACAUGAAAUUCGCGAAAUGUAUCAAGUCCACGAAGACGACGAGGACAGUUUUUGAAAAUAUAAAAACCUUAACCAAAAUAGGAAAUUGUUGUUUAAAAGAUUAAAAAAUUUAAAGAAAUGAUUGUAUGUAUAAAUUGCAGACAAAAUUGAAAAAAUCCACACAACAAUUGCAAAACCUAUGGUUGGCUAAAAAAGAAUAUUGGAUAUACCGCUAUUCAGCUAAGCAACUUUUGACUCUUUCCCAAUUUAUUUUUUAAAUCUCGAACAAAAGAUUGGCCUCGAAUACCGGAUGUGGAGGAGUUUUUAAAUGUAUGUGUAUUGUGUAUACGUUUCACCAGGACUUUAAAUAUAUAAAUAGCAUAUAGAUCUUAAAAUAAUAUUAUAUUACUACAUAUGUACGUACUAUCUAACCCAGCAACAAUCCUUUGGUGCGUUUAAAAUUUGAACAUAUUUUUCUUUACUUGUUUGCUUUUCACUUUACAAGUUUUUCCUACUCUUAAUAUUAUUAUGAUUACCGUUUAGUUUAAUUUUUAACUUUAAAAUUAAAUAUAUUUGAAAAUUUGUUAUGUACAUAUAUUAUUUAUUUAUGCGAAUUUAUAAAAUACUCCCCACAAAAAUAAAACAUACAAACUAAAAGAAAAUUUAAAAUUAUGAAAAGAGAACCACCCCGCUAAAAUAAAAAAAAUAAUUAAAUAAAAAACAAACAAAAAUAUAAACAAUUUAAAUAUCUUAACAAAUUUGCUCUAAAUGGCUCUUAUACUUGUGUUGUACGUAUAAGAGAACAAGUGAUAUAUUACUAAAAGAUGAAUCUUUUAAAUGAAAAGGAUAUUGAUUAUAAACAUAAUAUGAUGACUAUUCAAAAAUUGGUAAAAACAAACAAACAAACAAAGCAACGUAUUUAAAAUUUACUCUUACUCUUAACCAAAGUAAUACGCCUUUUAUUUGUAUAAGUUAUAUGAAAACUAAAAUUACACUAAAAAUUUAAUUUGAAUUUUGGGUAGAGAGAAAAAACUUUUGCAAAAAAAAAAACAAAAAGAUAAAAUGCUGAAAAAAGAACCAAAAUGCCGUCUGUUUAACUAAAGAAUUAUAAGAAAAUUUUGCUAAUGCCAAGUUAAGACACCAUUUUGUUAAUAGUGUGAUGUUUAGGAAAUGUUGCAAUAAUUUUAAAUACAUUUUUAAAAUAUUAUAUUGCAUUCGGAUUAAAGAGUAUAUAUCAUUCAAUAGGUAUUACCAGUGACAGCAACUGCUCGUCUGUCCAUGUAACUCUUUGUAUAUGGAAUUAUAAUCCUUGAAAGAGCCAAGAAUUGUUUUCUAUAUCGUUGUUCAAAUGUUUUUAUUACACUCAAACAAUUAUUAAGAAGUAAUCAGGGAAGAUGCUUUGAAUAUCAGUCUGAAGAGCGACAAGUCAAAUAAUUAUUGUUACAUUUUUUAUCUUCAUUCCUUAGCUACUGGUAAAUAUUUUAAAAAAAUGGUGUCGAAAUACAUAAAUGCAAUGAACUAAAUGCUUUUCAAUAUUUAUAUAUGAUUUACAAACUUUGUUUCUUACUAAAUUUGUAUGUAAAACGUUCAUUCAUUCAUUCAUAUUUACUUGGAGAAUUGCAAAAGAAAAUCAAUACUAAUGUAUCUGUAGUUAUAAGUCGUAGUAAUAAUUAUUAUAUAAAUAUGUAUACAUAAUUAUUUAUUUGUAUUUUAAAUUGUUAAUUUUAUUAUAAGAACACAAAGUAACACACAUAAUUAUUACAAAAUGUCAAAGCUUACACAGGGUUUUAAAGGGUGGUGAUAGUUUCCUUUUUGUACAAUACUGCUAACUUUAUUACGUAGUUCGAUUUGAAAUAUAGCAUUUUCGGUCAACCGUGUAUAAUGCAUACAAUUUCGAAAACUUUGUUUUUACAUUUUAAAACAUUUUAACAUGAUGAAAACUUUAACUAAUUUUUUUAAGAUUAUAAGAUUCAUCAAAUUUUAUAUUAAUUCUUAUAAAACUUUAAAUAUUAGAUUCGCAACAUCUGUUUUCUAAUAUUUAUAAAAUUCUUUAACCCUUUUUAACCCUAAUUGCAUUAGUGUACGUAUUUAAAUCAAAAAAAAUAUAUUAAUCCAAGUUGUGCAUUAUUACAAAAUUAACUUUAAAUUACUCUCACAUAAUGUUGAAUAUAAAAGCGUAAACGUUGACGGCUAAAACAAGAAAUUGGAACUUUAAAUUCAUUAAUUGUGAAUUUCAACAAGUCAUUUGUAGCCUAAAUAAAAUAUACAUACAUAUAUAUGUAUAAUAAUUGUCAAAAAUGUUCUAUUUAAUUUUAAAGCAUUUUUGGAAUUGUUUAUGAUUAAAUCUAUUAGUAAUGUAGUUAUUCCAUGUAUUGAUAUCUUUUAAAAUAGGUUAAUCAAAUAAGAAUUUCAACAGAACAUCUAUUUUCUUUUUUCAGAGACCAAUGUUUUAGUUUAAUUUAAAUUUAGUUAGUAAUUUAAUUAAUAUGGAUCACAAUUAGUUAUUACAACAAAAGUUAUUGUACAUUAAUCUUAUUAUAAUAAUAAAAACACAGGAACACAUUUAACGAAAAGCUGUGUUCUUUAAUCUUAAAUAAAUUUUAGCUUUAAUUUAUUUGUUAUGUUUACUUUGUUAAAUAUUUUAGUUUUAUUUAUUUUUUAAUUACUUUAAUUUAGUCCAUCUUUUUAUAAUUUACAUACUUGCAUGUAGCUGAAUUUUGGUAUGAUUCCCGCAACAAAUUUAAGUGUGUAUUUAAAUCUAACUGAUCGUUUUCAAAUUAAAUACAUCUGUUAAAUAAGGUUGAGUUAUAAAGUCAAAUUAAAUUCCAUGUAAUUUGUCUAAGUAAAACUUGUUUUAUAAAUCAACUUCAUUUAAUUGAACAAAACAAAACAUUUUUCUUUAAUUAGAACUUAUUAAUUUUAAUUUAUUAUUCUCAUUUUAAGUAUUCUUUAUUAUUAUAGCAAAACAAUCUCUUAAUCUUAAUAGUUUUAUCCUUAUAAUUUAGUAUACAUAUUUAUAAACAAUUUAACAAAAUAACCGCAGCCACAAAGCAAAAUUCUUUUCCCAAAAAAAAAAAAAAAAAUUAAAAUAAACAACAAAAAAAACAGCAUCACUUUUUAAAAGUUAUAUAAAAAUAAUAAUCCCCCGCCCUGCAUAAUAUGUAUGUUUGUAUGCCUGAGUGGUGUUUAAUUAUGGUAAAGAAAUCAAAUGAAAAGUAAAACCCAGGAGUUAUGUUUAAGUAUAGCAACAAUAAUAAUAUAAUAAUUUAUGAGCAAUUUUUUUGCUAACAACAAAUAUUAUAAAAAAACAAUUAAAGUAACAAAUGAAAAAUACAGUAUAAUUGUUUUCAAACACAAAUUAAAAA
This is a messenger RNA of Calliphora vicina (urban bluebottle blowfly), 10522 nucleotides long. RefSeq names its product toucan (gene toc). Gene Ontology annotation, cellular component: nucleus; cytoplasm. Lineage: Eukaryota; Metazoa; Arthropoda; Insecta; Diptera; Calliphoridae. The record is from RefSeq and is a predicted model, not a curated record. The transcript has 10 exons. The coding region runs from base 1 to 7179 and encodes 2392 amino acids. Gene Ontology annotation, molecular function: microtubule binding.